Paramecium sonneborni is the source of this 477-nucleotide messenger RNA. The record is from the annotation of a GenBank genome assembly. Lineage: Eukaryota; Ciliophora; Oligohymenophorea; Peniculida; Parameciidae.
AAUUAAUACAGGAAGCAUAACAAAUAUUUUUGAUUAAACUUAUAAGAUAAUACCAAUGUAUGCUGUAUAAAUUAUUUUAUACAUAGAAGAUAAGAGAGGAAAUUAUUACAGGUCAAAAUAAUUAUAAUAUCAGAUUAGGUACAAUCAUAAUCCUGAUUCAUGUAAUAUUUUGUUAUUGAAUUAUAUUUAAUAACAAUCAUUUAUUAAAGCAAGUGGAUUGAAUAUAAAUGUUCCCUCAAGAAAAUGCAAAUUUAAAAAUGUUAACUGAUUAGUUUUAUAGAUAGUAAUUCAACUUAAUAAAAAGAAUCUCUGUUUUGCUUUGAAGAAUUCUCUAAAAAAAAUUAAUAUGAGUUGGAGAUGAUUGCUAAAAAGAGAGAAGUGUGAUACAUUUAUGCAGUAUAAUUUAAAGAAUGAAAGAUUUGACCAAAUAAAGAAAGAUGUUCUUAUUUAAAAAUUCAAAUUACCGAUGUAUUUUUA